This is a messenger RNA of Prunus dulcis (almond), 1535 nucleotides long. Its product is annotated as putative clathrin assembly protein At1g25240. Gene Ontology annotation, molecular function: phosphatidylinositol-4,5-bisphosphate binding; 1-phosphatidylinositol binding; SNARE binding. The record is from RefSeq and is a predicted model, not a curated record. Gene Ontology annotation, biological process: clathrin-dependent endocytosis; vesicle budding from membrane; clathrin coat assembly. Lineage: Eukaryota; Viridiplantae; Streptophyta; Magnoliopsida; Rosales; Rosaceae. Bases 25 to 1359 code for a protein of 444 amino acids. Gene Ontology annotation, cellular component: clathrin-coated vesicle; clathrin-coated pit. The transcript has a single exon.
AGAGAGAGAGAGAGAGAGAGAGAAAUGAAAAUGAAACUGUGGAAAAAGGCUGCCGGGCUUAUCAAAGACCGGAACAGCAUAUGGGUGGCCAGCAUCUCCAGACGGACCUCGUACCGGAACCCGGAUCUCGAGGCCAUCAUCAUCAAGGCCACCAGCCACGACGAAACCCACGUCGAUUACAAGAACUUCCAUAGAGUCUACCAAUGGGUUCGCACAUCUCCUCUCUACCUCAAGCCCCUCCUUUGGGCUCUCUCUACCCGCAUGGCCAAGACUCGCUCUUGGGUUGUCGCUCUCAAAGGCCUCAUGCUCAUGCACGGCGUUUUCUGUUGCAAAAUCCCAUCCGUUCAGAAGAUUGGCAGGCUGCCUUUUGAUCUCUCCAAUUUCUCCGACGGCCAUUCCAAGUCCGCCAAGAUAUGGGCUUGUGAUGCCCUGGUUCGCGCCUAUUUUACAUAUUUGGACCAAAGAUCCGCCUUUUUUAGUACGUUGGUGAUCAAGAAGAACAAGGGCGAUCAGGAGGAGCCUGCAUUGUUGGAAGAGCUCGGGAGAUUGCAAAAGUGGCAAUCUUUGCUUGACAUCCUUCUUCAGAUCAAACCAGAGCUGAACUUGACGAUCAGCACUCAUAACAACAACAACAACAGCAACACCACCACCAACAACAAGGUUUAUCUCAUUUCCGAAGCCAUGAUUUGUUUGCUCACAGAGAUCUUCGACGUGUAUAGCAGGGUUUGCAAAGGGAUCGCCCGAACGCUUUUGAAGAUAUACGCGGCUCCUGGCAAGCAAGAGGCACAGCUAGCGCUUGGGGUUGUUCAGAAGGCAGCAGUUCAAGGAGAGGAUCUCUCCUUGUACCUUGAAUUUUGCACGGAAUUGGGCAUCCUCAGCGCCACGGAUUGUCCUAAAGUUGAGCAGAUUCCGGAAGAAGAUAUUAGAGACCUCCAACGGAUAAUCAAUGAAGCUUCAGUGAGAAACGAAAACAGAGACGUGAAAAAUGGGGUUGUCGAUCAUGCACAGGAGGAGGAGGAGGAGGACAAGGCCAUUGUGAUGAUGAGACAAAGAGAAAGCAGCAGGGGUAGAAAUAAAAUAAUGGUUUAUGAUCAGCAGCAAACGGCAUCAAAGAGGGCCUUCCAGACAAUCAUCACAGACAAAUGGGAGGUCUUUGAAGAAGAUUUGAUCAGCUGGGUCAGCGUAGAUACGACUGGUUUCUCUGAUGUGAGCGGCAAUACCACUAUUACAACAAGUACACCGAGUAGUGCUGUGGGUGCACAAUACAGAAACCCUUUUGCUGCAGCCUCUUCAAAUAUGAUGAUACCUUAUAAUGCACCUGCACAUAACCAAGUUCUUCCAGAUUUGAUUAGUUUCUGACGAUUUGUUGUUGUUGGAUUAAUAUUGAAAAGUUUCAUUCCCUUGUUCCCCAGCAGCAGCCUUGUCAAUACCUGCAGCUCAAUCUCUCCCAAUUUUUGUGGAUCUUAUAUCCUCCCCCUUGGGCCUCUUACUUAUUAAUUAAUUAUCAAUAGAUGAAUUCUAACUUGAUUUCUUCC